CAAUCGUUUCAUCCGAACCGGCCGGUCCAGUGCCGCAACUCUAUCCAUUUUCUCUUUCUUCUCUUUCGUUCCUCUGUUUCAGGCAAAGAAUCUUUGUCAGUCACAACAAUGUCAACACCCAUUCUCCAAUUGACUUCACUUCCUCCCACAAAACACAACAACACAGAACCACCUCCAAGAAUCGAAGCUGCUUCUACACUUGCACUAGAAUCUUUACCUCACCUCAUCUCCCUCAUUCCCAAAUGCACCUCUCUUAGGGAGCUCAAGCAAAUUCAAGCUCACACCAUCAAGACCCACCUCCAGAAUGACACCAAUGUCCUCACCAAGCUCAUAAAUUUCUGCACUUCCAACCCCACCACAGCUUCUAUGGAACAUGCCCACCAUCUGUUCGACAAAAUUCCUCAACCAGAUAUUUUUCUUUUUAACUCAUUGGCACGUGGGUAUGCCCGUUCUGAUGACCCUUUUAAAGCAAUCAUUCUGUUUUCUCGCGUGUUGUGCUCGGGCCUCCUUCCGGAUGAUUACACAUUCUCCUCCCUACUCAAGGCGUGUUCGAGGGUUAAGGCCUUGCAGGAAGGUAAACAGCUGCAUUGCCUUGCUUUCAAACUGGGGGUAAGUGAUAACAUGUAUGUGUCCCCAACACUCAUAAACAUGUAUACUGCCUGUGAUGACAUUGAUGCUGCUAAAAGGGUCUUUGGUAAGAUCGAUGAACCGUGUGUUGUUGCAUAUAAUGCAAUCAUUACUAGCUGUGCUAGGAAGAGUCAGCCCACUGAGGCAUUGGCUUUGUUUAGAGAAUUGCAGGAGGCUGGUCUUAAGCCGACUUAUGUCACCAUGCUUGUCGUGCUUUCGUCCUGUGCUUUGCUAGGAGCGUUGGACUUGGGGAGGUGGAUCCAUGAGUAUGUUAAGAAGUAUGGGUUUGAUCAAUACGUGAAGGUAAAUACUGCACUUAUAGAUAUGUAUUCUAAAUGCGGGAGUUUGGAUGAUGCUGUUAAAGUGUUCAGGAGCAUGGAUAGGAGAGACACACAGGCGUGGUCGGCGAUGAUUGUUGCUUAUGCAACACAUGGACAUGGUUCCCAAGCUAUGUCAUUGUUGGAAGAAAUGAAGAAGGAAAAAGUGCAGCCUGAUGAGAUAACUUUUUUAGGUAUAUUAUAUGCAUGCAGUCACAAUGGAUUGGUCGAGGAAGGUUAUGAGUAUUUUCGUAGUAUGACUCAUGAGUACGGGAUUGUUCCUAGUAUCAAGCAUUAUGGGUGUAUGGUGGAUUUGCUUGGUCGAGCUGGACGCUUGGAUGAAGCAUAUAAAUUCAUAGAUGAAUUACCAAUCAAGCCCACACCAAUUCUGUGGAGGACAUUGCUAUCUGCUUGUAGCAGUCAUGGCAAUGUUGAAAUGGGGAAACAAGUAAUGCAGAGAAUCUCUGAACUGGACGAUUCUCAUGGUGGUGAUUAUGUUCUUUUGUCAAACUUGUGUGCAAGAUCUGGAAGAUGGGAUGAUGUGAGUCACUUAAGGAGAAUGAUGAUAGACAAAGGAGCAGGGAAAAUUCCUGGGUGUAGUUCUAUAGAGGUUAACAAUGUCGUUCAUGAAUUCUUCUCUGGGGAUGGAGUUCAUUUCACUUCUUCUGUAUUACACCAUGCGCUUGAUGAGUUGGUAAAGGAAUUGAAGCUGGCUGGGUAUGUACCUGACACAUCUCUAGUCUUUCAUGCAGGCAUGGAAGAUGAAGAGAAAGAAAUGAUUCUUAGGUAUCACAGUGAGAAAUUGGCUAUUACUUUUGGGUUGCUGAAUACUCCCCCUGGAACAACAAUUCGUGUGGUCAAGAACCUUAGAGUUUGUGUUGAUUGCCAUAAUGCUGCUAAAUUUAUAUCAUUGAUCUUUGGUAGGCAAAUUAUUCUCAGAGAUGUCCAGCGAUUUCAUCAUUUCAAAGAUGGGAAAUGCUCUUGUGGGGAAUACUGGUAGUGGAGUUUUUUAAUCAAUAUUCAACUUUCUCACAGAUUCUAAAAACUUGAUCCCUUUAUUGCCACGGAAUUAAGUUAUAUUUGUGCUUGGAAGGAAUAGCCUCUGUAUGCAGCCAGGAAGAAGAAAGGUUUGUUCAUGUAAAUUAGGGAAUGGAAUCAAUGGAUCAUCAUCAUGAUUAGCAAAUUCAAAUAAUUAUAACAGAGAGUUUGCAUACAUGUUGGUAUCAAUUAUUGCCUUGGAAGGUUCAGGUUCAUUCUUAGGUAAUAUAACCUACCCGUAUUGCUGGUAUUGUUGACAUUUAAAGUUCAUUUUUGUAAAUAAAAUUUGUAUAUUUUACAUUGUGACUGUAGAUACUAGAUAUAUGCAGAUAGCUCUGGAAUUUAAGCAGUAGGGAAUACAAGAUAUUGUGACUGUAGUAGAUACUAGAUGUUGUGUCCUCUGCAUAGACUUCUUGUUUACUUAUAUUAUCUUACAGAUUAACCAAUUAUGGAUUGCUCUUAGGGAAAAAUCUACUGUGCUGCACACAUUAUUUUGUGGAAAAAUUAGCUCCUUACACACUAUUCAGUACUAUUUUUUUAUGGUUUUGAUUCCUCAUUAUUUUAAAUUUAGGUGUUUUAGUCCCUCAAUUUAAGAGAGUUUUGUUAAGUGAUGAAGUGGUAAAUAGUGAGUCACCUCACCUUAGACACAUUAAAAUAAUUAUCUCAUGUGGCCACCACUCUCACCCACUCAGCUUUCCAUGCACACCUUUUUGCCUUCUCCUUUUCUCCCGAUCGAUCUCUUUCUGCUAGUUUUUUUCUUUCCCCUUUUCCACCACUCACUCUCUACUUUCUUCUCAUUUGAGGUUAUCAUUCAUGAGAUGAGGACGGUGUUGAAGAGGAAGUGGAGGUGUGUAUUUGAGGCAAUCAUUCAUGUUGGAGGUGUGUAUUUGAGGCAAUUAAAGCUUAGAAAUGAACAUAAAAAGGCAGCAAAGCUGCAAUGAAAAAUGUUAAUAACAUACUUCUUUAUUAUUUUUAACACAUCUACUACACUUUAAAAGAGACUCAAGAAAUCACUAUUCCUAAAAGAACUUUCAAUCUUGGCCGUCCAUUUGAUUCUCUCUCCAUGCGAUCUAUUUAAUCAUGGCCCUUCCUUUGUGAGACUUUUUUCAUCUUUAUUCCACUCAAGCUGCUCUAAUUUUCUGAUAUACAGAACGUCGUGAUAGAGUGUGUUCACCAUGGUUUGAUUUCGUGGGUAUACGUCACCCCUGCAGCCCCUGUCCCUGUAGCGUGUUUCUGGAUGAGGCAAAGAGUGUGUCCAUAGCCAUCGUCAUUCUUGCAGACAGCCUGUGUCAUGCAGUAGUUGUUUGGGUUAGGUGUAGUUGUAGAAGGAAGGAUCAUUGUAAGUUUGGUUGAAGUAGGAAGUCGAAAUUUUAGGUUUUCCUGUUGAACACGAUUUAGGGAAAAUUUCGUCACCCUGACCUAAGUUUCUUCAAGUCAUUGUCAGAUAGGUUGUAAUUGAAGGAGGAGAAUAGAACUGUUGAUGAAGGAUUUUGAUAUGUGCAGAAUGUGCUGUCUGAAGGAGGAUGGUAGAUGUGUAUCAGAAGCCAUGUCAGGUCAGUAACAGAGGUUUGGUAUGCAUAGCUGUGAAGCAGGUUUACUGCUGAAACUCAAUUCAAUUUAAUGUAAUUUAAUUUAUUUUUUGAAAUGCUCAAAUGUUUCUCACUUGCACUUGUCUAUAAAUACUGCUCUCUUCUGUUCUUCUUGGUGUUCUUGCUCAAUGCAAUUUUCUUUUGCUUAUCUCCCCUUUCGUAUAGAGAAUUGUUGAUUGUUGUUACUUAUGGCUUUUACUGCUGGUCUUUUCCAUCCCCUUUGUAGCUUAUGCCCAAGCAAAGAUGUUUCCUGUUGUUGAUCCUGGCAAACCAUAUGCUAUUAAUCUUGUCUUGAUCGUUCAUAGGUUAUUUCUUUUCUUGAAGAAGUGCUAUGUGCUUGCUUCCAGGUAGGUUUUUUCUAUAUGUCUUCUUUGGUUAUAUUGCUUUCAUUGGUUUUAAAGGGUGAUCUUGAGGUUUUCUGUCCAGUUUUGGAAGUUAUGGUCUCAAAAAUUAUUGUAUAGUAAAACCUGAUAUUUGAAAUUGAAAAAAAUUGCAAAAUAGGUUAUUAUGUUUGUUUUCAUAAGUUGAUUAUAGUAUUUUGCUUCCUAUUCAGGUUAUUGGUUAGUGAAUUUGCUUUAUUGCAGUAAAAGGAUAAAGCAUAGCAUCUUAUCAUAAUUUUAAGGCUGCCACUGCACAAAAAAUUGCAAUUUCUUUGAAAACACCCAUCAAAUAUGUUUUCAUGACAUACCUGUAUACUAAUUGGAAUCACGUGCUUAGGCAAAUCUGCAGUUGAAGCAAUAUAACUAUAUAUUUUCAUUAGUUUGUCACCCCUGGAUCUGGUCUGUCCUUUGGAUGUGAGUAUUGCCAAGCCUUUGUUGAUAUAGUAUAAUGAUUUAUUAAUUUAUAUUGGAUUAGUUUGAUUACUUGAUUCCUUCCUCAAUUAUUUUUUCCUUGAUGCAUUCUGUUGUUGAUGUUGAUUACCUGCUGGAGGUUGAGGAAAAAAUUAUUGGAAAAGAAUUGUUGUUCAAAGUUUCUAAGAUUCCUGGUAUUACAAUUAAGGGGUUUCCUUGCUAUGAGGUUCUUCGAAUUUGUGCUGAUACUGAGAUCAUUUCACUUUUCUUUUCUGAGGCAGCGAGUACUACAUCGAUUAUGGUGACAGAUGGUGAGGGAGAACAUGCUGCCCAUGUUGCUGGAUAUGGAAAAAGUAUCAAUGAAGGUGCUCUUGCAAAUUUGGUGAAAAGAAAAUUGAAAGUGUCUGGUAGUGAGUUUUAUGAAGAUGCAGAUAGCAAGCUAAGAAAGGUUGAAACAAAGGUGGUGGAGAAGGUAGAAAUCACUGGUCAUGACUUUGCCAAUGCUGAUGAUGGAUUGUUAGGUGAAAUUAAUCGCUUGAAGGAAAUUAAGAUAGCUGAUGGGGGGUCUGACUGUGAGGGUCGUUUUGUACCAGUUGCUGAGUUCAAGGUCCAGGAAAAACAUGAAAUUUCAACCUGCUGGCUUCUAGAGGUUCAUUACUGGAUGGUGGAUAUUGCUUACUCUGAAUGAAGAAUUCAAUGUACCUGGGUGUUAUGUGUUAGCAUUAUGUUGUCCCUUUUUUGUAAAUCUAUGGGGCCAUUGAACUAAGUAUUGUAUUUAAUUAAGUGUGAUGCUACAUGUCCUAUGUUAGAACUGCAUGUAGUUUGGUGAACGUGAUAUGUAUUUGCUAUUUUGUAACCUCUUGAGAACUGUGAUGUGCAGAAUUGUAGUUUAAGUAACCCUAUUAUCAAUAUAAGUUAUUGUGUUUGUAUUCA
This is a messenger RNA of Lotus japonicus, 5295 nucleotides long. RefSeq names its product pentatricopeptide repeat-containing protein At2g02980, chloroplastic. The coding region runs from base 109 to 1944 and encodes 611 amino acids. The record is from RefSeq and is a predicted model, not a curated record. The transcript has 2 exons. Lineage: Eukaryota; Viridiplantae; Streptophyta; Magnoliopsida; Fabales; Fabaceae. Gene Ontology annotation, biological process: RNA modification. Gene Ontology annotation, molecular function: zinc ion binding; RNA binding; protein binding.